Pseudoliparis swirei is the source of this 3653-nucleotide messenger RNA. RefSeq names its product glucosamine (UDP-N-acetyl)-2-epimerase/N-acetylmannosamine kinase (gene gne). The transcript is spliced from 15 exons. Lineage: Eukaryota; Metazoa; Chordata; Actinopteri; Perciformes; Liparidae. Gene Ontology annotation, molecular function: N-acylmannosamine kinase activity; hydrolase activity, hydrolyzing O-glycosyl compounds; UDP-N-acetylglucosamine 2-epimerase activity. Bases 223 to 2514 code for a protein of 763 amino acids. Gene Ontology annotation, biological process: UDP-N-acetylglucosamine metabolic process. The record is from RefSeq and is a predicted model, not a curated record.
UGUUCCUCCUUCCGUCCACUCCUCCAAUCACAAGCUCUACUCCAAAUAAACCCAACCCAGCCCCUCCCCCAGCUCUAUGUCACCAAACCUCUCUCUCGCCUCCUUUCUCCCUUCCUCUGCUGCUUUCUGUCUCGCGCAUGCCUUUUUCCUUCAUUGUCGAUCGUGGCCGGGCUAAAGGAAGGAAUAAAAGGAUAGAUGAAUUAGAAAAAACGAGUGUGAGGGAUGGAAAAGCGGCCAGGUUCUUUAUGGAUACACCCACAUAAUCUGCAUGUUUGGAAGGCCCAGGAGUUGUACUUUCUAAGAAUGCAAAGGGACAAAGUAAAAAUGGAGAAGACCAAGUCGGAAGACGAUUAUCAGUGUAAGAGGAAAUUGAGGGUGUGUGUGGCAACAUGCAACAGAGCGGACUACUCCAAACUGGCCCCCAUCAUGUUUGGGAUCAAAACCAACCCUGAUGAGUUUGACCUGGAAGUCGUGGUGCUUGGCUCGCAUCUCAUUGAUGACUAUGGGAACACUUUCCGUAUGAUCGAGCAGGAUGACUUUGACAUCAGCUCCAAGCUCCACACCAUAGUGAGAGGAGAGGACGAGGCAGCGAUGGUGGAGAGCGUCGGGCUGGCACUUGUAAAGCUCCCUGAUGUCCUCCAGAGGCUGCGCCCCGACAUCCUGGUCAUCCAUGGCGACCGUUUUGACGCGCUGGCCCUAGCAACUGCUGCAGCGCUGAUGAACAUUAGAAUACUCCACCUGGAGGGAGGAGAGGUGAGUGGUACGAUCGAUGACUCAAUCCGCCACUCCAUUAGUAAACUGGCCCAUUACCACGCCUGCUGCACGCGCAGGGCAGAGCAGCACCUCAUCGCCAUGUGCGAGGACCACUCUCGCAUCCUGCUUGCUGGCUGCCCUUCCUACGAUAAGCUGCUGUCAUCAAAUCAUAGAGACGACUACAUGGAUAUCAUCAAGAGCUGGCUGGGUGACCAGGUGAAGGAGUGUGACUACAUUGUGGCUUUGCAGCACCCAGUUACCACUGACAUCCAGCACUCCGUUAAGAUCUAUGGGCUGAUGCUGGACGCCCUGGUCUCCUUCAACAAAAAGACCCUCAUCCUCUUCCCUAACAUUGACGCCGGAAGUAAAGAGAUGGUGCGUGUCCUGCGAAAGAAGGGCAUCGAGCAGCACCCCAACUUCCGGGCGGUGAAGCACAUUCCCUUUGAGCAGUUCAUCCAGCUGGUGAGCCACGCCGGCUGCAUGAUCGGAAACAGCAGCUGUGGCGUACGAGAGGCGGGGGCCUUUGGCACGCCCGUCAUUAACCUGGGAUCAAGACAAACUGGCAGAGAAACGGGUGAAAAUGUUCUCCAUGUCAGAGAUGCUGACACUCAGAAUAAGAUCUACCACGCUCUGGAGCUGCAGUUUGGAAAGAGAUACCCUUGCUCUAAGAUUUAUGGCGACGGCAACGCUGUUCCUCGUAUUCUCAAGUUUUUACGGACCAUUGACCUGGAUGAGCCACUUCAGAAGACUUUCUGUUUCCCCCCGGUAAAAGACUGCAACUCCCAGGACAUCGAUCACAUCCUGGAGACACAGAGCGCUCUGGCAAUAGACCUGGGAGGGACCAACCUCAGGGUGGCGAUUAUCUGCAUGAGGGGUAAGAUAGUUAAGAAGUAUAGUCUGCCCAAUCCAAAGAACUGUGAGGACCGGAUGCAACUCAUAGUGAAGAUGUGUGCAGUUGCCAUGCAGGAAUCUGUCUGCCUCAACUGUAGAAUCCUCGGUGUUGGAAUUUCCACUGGGGGGCGUGUGAACCCCCAAGAAGGAGUGGUCCUGCACUCCACAAAGCUGAUCCAGGAGUGGUCCUCCGUGGACCUGAGGACGCCCAUCUCCGACGCACUGCACCUGCCCGUCUGGGUGGACAACGACGGCAACUGUGCUGCGUUGGCCGAGAAGAAGUUUGGUCACGGAAAGGGGUUGGAGAACUUUGUCACUCUCAUCACAGGGACAGGUAUCGGAGGAGGGAUUAUCCAUCAGAAUGAGCUGAUUCAUGGCAGUAACUUCUGCGCUGCAGAGCUGGGCCACAUCAUGGUUUCAUUAGAAGGCCCAGAGUGUUCGUGCGGCAGCAGAGGAUGCAUCGAGGCGUACGCUUCCGGCAUGGCCCUGCAGAAGGAGGCCAAAAGGCUGCACGACGAGGACCUGCUGAUGGUAGAGGGGAUGGAUAUGAAGCUCACGGAGCCGAUCACUGCUGCCCACCUCAUCAACGCAGCAAGACUGGGGAACAAUAAAGCUGAAGCUGUUCUGAACAAAGCCUCCACAGCGCUGGGCGUGGGCAUCAUUAACAUCCUCCACAUGGUGGACCCCUCGCUGGUGAUUCUGUCUGGAAUCUUGGCCUCGUACUACCAGGCUCCAGUGCAGCACAUCAUCUCUGAGAGAGCCCUCAUCUCCACCCAGAACAUCAAGGUUGUCACAUCAGAGUUGGAGGAACCUGCUUUACUCGGAGCGGCUAGCAUGGUGUUAGACUACGCAACCAGAAGGCUAUAUUGAAGGAUAUCGUCCUUAUUUACGAACGACUGCUACCAACAAAAGGACGGGAAAACUGAAAGUAGUACUUGUACUGCCCGGGAUACAUUUUGAAUUCUAGACAGUGAUGACACAUUUUGCAUAACCUCGGUGAAGGUAGGUUUGCUUGUCGUGUCUACAAAAGAAUCCAAUUCCCAAGCCUGUGAGUGAUGCUGUCGCAGUUGGAUGUCCAGUUCCAAUCUGGUUAUGUCCCGCGUUGGGUCCAAUGCCAGAAAUAAAUAGGUCUUCUUUUUUCCCCUUUUUUUUGCAAUUAAGCUGUUCAGCUUUUGAGUAAAUGACAAUGCCAUUUUCAAACCAAGAUUACCCAUACAGGGCAGGACUAACCCACUCUACUUUUGAUGUGAUGUUGAUGGAUGGAAAAGUCUGUCAUUAUAGAAAGCUUGUAUCAGAUGUGACCAAAAUAUUGCUUCAACAUUCUCCUGCAGCUUCCUCUCAAUUCACCUUAAUUACUUGCUGUCUUACUUUUCUCAUUUUGCAUACACAUUUUGCAUAAUCUCGGUGAAGGCAGGUUUGCUUGUCGUGUCAUUCUCUAUUUGGUCUAUUUGUUAGAUAAUGGUUACUGUCAAGUCAUAAUGUUACAUUUCUCCAUUAAAUUAUUUUUGUUGUGGGGGAAAAAAUUAUGUUUUUAAAGAUAAUGUUUCAUGUAGUUGGUGAUCUUAACGCCUUUUGGGGUAAGAAAUAUUUAUUGAAAAAUCAGUUAUUACUAAAAUGCUAAUGUUAAGGUAGCAGCUGGUUUAGCUGCUCCGGUGUAAGGAUGACAUGAGGGUGAAUCGUUUGCCUGUGUCAGGUCUUAUUUUUCUUUCAUUACCGCAAACCUUAUGAAGAUUCAAAUAGAUUUUGAGGUUUUCUUCGUGCCUUUCGAAGAUAUACUUUUUAUCUCAAAGUGAUUAAAAUGUUUUGUAUGUAAUUACAUAAUGUAUUGUGCAUUACAUGCUGAUGUUUAUUUUGAUGUCUACACAGAAAAAGUGCAAUUGUUAUAAAGCUCAUUCAAAACACAAAUCUCUUUUAUGUUUAGUGAUAAAGGCCAAAUAAGAGAAAUGCAAUAAAACAAAUAAAAAGUAUGAUGUAAAUGAGUGAGGAAAUUAAACAAAUUUGAUAUUGGG